UGACAGUCGAGAAUGCAUUAUGUCAUCCGACAGAGGCGGGUAAAAAUGCCAUUGAGUCUGUACCCCAUCGUCUAAUGUACCUUUUCAUCUUCAAUUAACCCCAGGUGCAUCGAUACACAGGUUAAACACGAGUCAGGUGAGAGUCUCUUUGCGAUUUUGCCGACGAGGGUGGCCUCGGCAACAUUGCCAAUUCAAUUCGCAGACAAUAGUCGAUACGGAGGAUGAUGGACGGACGAUUGGAGCGAGACCGAUGGACCAGAAAUGAAAGUCAUAAAAGGCACAGGGAUAUUACACGCGGAUUGCAAGUGGAAAUAUCGAGGAUUGGCGACACCGGAUAUCUCUUCGUUGACCCAUUCCUCGAACUUGAGAGUCGCUCAGUGAUGGAUAGUCUCAGUGCACUCGCUGAGAUCUUGACUGACUGGUAUCAAAAUGCCUGUGUCGUGACUGGCGCAGCCGUGUCGGACAUUAAAACCCUUUGGAUAAUAACGAGCGGAAGUUAUUUGCAUAAAGGAAAAAUCGUGGGAAAACUUGUGUCAUAUUACCUCAUUGUAUUGGCUAUUUACAUCAUUGAGACGGGUUUGUGGGUGGACAGAAAAAUUAUCGAGCUGCUCAGUGGCGUCGUCCUGGAGGCAAAAGAAAGCAACGAAGCCCUGCUCGCUCUCUCGGUCUUCCUCCUCCUGCUCCUGACCUCCCUCCUCACCACGAUCACUCCAUCGCCGUGCAACGACUGAAGCCCCCCACCGUCCGCCAAAACGUCACGAAUGUUACCCCGGAGGUACCCCAUGAUUCCCAAGAAUCACGCGAACGCAUCUCAAAUCCAUUUGUCCGUUUUUAUUUACCUGAACCCUCCCUUCGUCUAAUCACAAGUGCUCCAUCUUAUACUUCAAUACUUCAAUAAUUUCAUCACAAAUAAAA
Molecule: messenger RNA, 915 nt
Organism: Diachasmimorpha longicaudata
Lineage: Eukaryota; Metazoa; Arthropoda; Insecta; Hymenoptera; Braconidae
Exons: 6
Coding region: 222-731 (169 amino acids)
Source: RefSeq, a predicted model, not a curated record